This is a messenger RNA of Lotus japonicus, 1933 nucleotides long. RefSeq lists its product as uncharacterized. Bases 1 to 1677 code for a protein of 558 amino acids. Lineage: Eukaryota; Viridiplantae; Streptophyta; Magnoliopsida; Fabales; Fabaceae. The transcript has 8 exons. Gene Ontology annotation, molecular function: nucleic acid binding. The record is from RefSeq and is a predicted model, not a curated record. Gene Ontology annotation, biological process: DNA integration.
AUGCAGCAAGGAGAGCUUGGGUUUGACAAUGGCAGCAAGAAAGGGUUGGGUGUGGUGGCUGGGGUGAGUUUCGGUUUUUCUGGUUGCAAGAAGAUGAAAUUUGGGUUGAUGGUGGUGGUGCGUGGGUUUGGAGGUGUUGAGGUUUUGUUUCUAGAUUUUUGGUGUGGUUAUGGGUUUUCAAUGGUGGAGAGGGAAGAUAUGAGGAAGGAUUUAGAGAAGAUUCCUAAGUCCAUCAUUGUUGAGUUUGAUGCUAAGGCUACGAAGGUUAUCACACAUUUCCACAGUAAUUCUCCUAGAUCUAUACAAGUUUCUUAUGGUCUUAAAGGUUCCAACAAUUUGAAAGCAAAAAUUUUAAUUCAAGAGUUGCACCAAUUCCAAAUGGCAUUGUUGAACAACAAGAACGCGCUGCCUGAUCUUUCUCGUCUUGAACCUUUUGAUGGCACUAAUUUCAAACGGUGGUCACAGAAGCUGCUCAUUUUCUUCGAACAACUUGAGAUCGAUUAUGUGUUGUUUGAAGAUCCUCCACAAGUUCCUAUUGGUGAUGAUGUCGAUCCCGAAGCAGUGACUAAUGCUACCAAGAAGCUGGAGCUCUAUGAAAAAUACAAUAAACUGGUAUGUGGUUCCCGGGAAGGAGGAGAGGAGUGUUCCAUCUGUCAGAGUUGUUCUCCCAAUAUUAUUAAGAUUCGACGGGUGAAGGUUCGUUGGGUUGUCGCGAAAUUUCUGAGGACGGUCCAGUUGGCUCGUUAUAGCUAUCGAGGAGCUCAAUUCACAUCACAUUUUUGGAGGUCUUUUCAAACUGCUUUGGGAACUCGAUUAAAAAUGAGUACCGCUUUUCAUCCUCAAACUGAUGGUCAGUCCGAGAGGACUAUUCAGAUCUUAGAGGAUAUGCUUCGUGCUUGUGUGUUAGACCUGAGAGGGAGCUGGGAUCAGUAUUUGUCUUUGAUGGAAUUCGCAUAUAAUAAUAGCUAUCGGUCUAGCAUUCAGAUGGCACCAUUUGAAGCCUUGUAUGGUAGGAGAUGCAGGUCACCUAUAGGUUGGUUCGAGGUCGGAGAAGCUAAACUUGUAGGCCCAGAACUUAUUCAAGACGCAAUAGAGAAGAUUAAGUUGGUUCGAGACUGCUCGGUUACAGCUCAAAGUAGGCAGAAGUCUUACGUUGAUAGAAGGCGACGCCCUUUGGAGUUUGCAGUUGCUGACCAUGUCUUUUUACGUGUUUCUCCAAUGAAAGGAGUUCUACGGUUUGGUAAAAAGGGAAAACUGAGUCCAAGGUCCAUUGGACCGUUUGAGGUGUUAGAGAGGGUUGGCUCUGUAUCUUAUCGUUUGGCACUUCCGCCAGAUCUUUCUGCAGUUCAUCCGGUGUUUCAUGUUUCUAUGCUGCGGAAAUACUUAUAUGAUCCUUCUCACGUUAUCCGUCAUGAGGAUGUACAGCUAGAUGAUCACUUAUCCUACACAGAGCAUCCGGUAGCUAUAGUCGAUAGACAAGUGAAGUGUCUACGUUCUAAAGAUGUUGGUUCAGUAAAAGUUCUUUGGAGAGGACCAUCGGGUGAAGAGGCGACGUGGGAGUCCGAGGAUAUCAUGCGUGAAAAGUAUCCCCACUUGUUCGAAUCUCAAGAUUCGACGGGUGAAGGUUCGUUGGGUUGUCGCGAAAUUUCUGAGGACGGUCCAGUUGGCUCGUUAUAGCUAUUCACAGGCAACUAAGUAGUAAGCCGGUAUCAGAUUCAGAUCGUACAAUUUAUCUUAUUGGUAGGCCUCCUUUGGUUGGUGGCUCGAUUCGUGUCUUUCAUUUGAUUCUAGUUAUCUGCAGCUAUAGGGAGUCUUAGAAGGAUUUGGAUUUAAGAUUGUUAUUUAUUGUUUUAUUGUAAAAGUUGCACUUGAGUGCAAAAAUUGAAAAUUUCCUUUUAAAGAAAGUAUGAAAAUGGAGAUCAUUAUUUGACAA